AUGGCUAUUCUUCUCUCAUCUUCAGACUUCAGUGGUGAUCACGACUUGGAAGUGCCUUUCCUUGGAACUCAAGCUUGGAUUAGAUCUCUUAACUAUUCUCUUAUUGCUGACUGGAGACCUUGGAUGAUAGGCGAUCAAAUCGCUGGAUACACGAGGACUUAUGCCUAUAAGAUGACUUUUGCUACUAUAAGAGGAGGAGCACACACUCCAGAGUAUAAACCAGAUGAGAGUUAUAUCAUGUUCCAGAGGUGGAUCAGUGGCCAACCUCUUUAA
Messenger RNA from Microthlaspi erraticum, 273 nucleotides. The record is from the annotation of a GenBank genome assembly. Lineage: Eukaryota; Viridiplantae; Streptophyta; Magnoliopsida; Brassicales; Brassicaceae.